GCAAAACGUUGAGCACUUUUUUAUCUCUCCUUCUCCUUCAUUUGGUUGCCGGUGUUUGUGCAGUGAACGUUGUUGUACGAAGUGCGUAGCACGUGUCGGAUACUUUUAUUUGUAAUUACAAAUAACCUUAAACAAAUUUCAACAAUGGCAGAUGCAGCAAUUGAAAAAGACGUCGCACCCGAGGAAGUUACCUCUACUGAAGUGGCUAAGGAAUCUCCAGUAAAAAAAUCUCCCGCCAAAAAAGAAGCAGGGCCAACAGAAAGCAACGGUAAAGAAGAAAACGGUAGCGGCGACGCUCCAGAGGAAACUCCCGCCGAAAACGGAGACGAAAGCAAUGACGCCGUUGAGAAUGGAGAAGUGCCAGAAAAGAAAGAAACUGGUGUAAAGAGGAAAUCUGUAGCAACCGAUAAUGGGGACGCAGCAGAAAAAACAACACCUGAGAAAAAAGCCAAAGUAGCAGAGGAAGCUUCACCAGCAGAAGAAGAGGCUAAGGCCUAAAGUUGUCCACUAUACUUGGUUUACUGCAAUGCAUCCUCGUUCAUUAGGGUUCAACUCCACUCAGACUAAUACAUAUCCUCUAUACAUUUACACAAUGCCAAAACUAUAGUUUUUAUACAUUGUUAUGUAUUUGUACAACUUUAUUAUACUACAGAGUUGGGCCCUUUUGCGACCACAUUAAUUUUAGGUUUAUUAUAUAAAUGCAUAUUUAACUUACCUAUAAAAGUACCUGUAAAUUGUAAAUUUUUAUGUCAGUCAAGUCUCAUGUGCAUCGCAGUGAACUGAAUAAAUGAAAGUAUGGAUUGGUUUCGUAUGCUGUUUUUGCGUAUCGGUGUCUAUUUCAGCAGACAAUUAGAAGAUGGGUUAUUGAAUUGAUAUUAGAGUAACUUAUAUUGGUCAACUGUUCCGCCAGUAGGUACUGCCAAAGUAAUUCACGAGUGUGAAAUCAAUUCACAAUCCGUUCUGUGAACGAUGCGAUUUAUAUAAACAGCUUCCGUAAUACAAGGAUUUUAUAUAAACUUAAGAUUAAUUAAAGUGUUUAGAUAAAUAAUUCAGUUGUAAAUUUAAGUUAGCAGUUAAAUGUCGCACAUUUAUAUUACAUAGGCAUUAUUACUUAACCAUUUAAACAUUCCUUUGACUUGGGUUUAGGUGCAUGUGAACUUUUUGUGCUUGCUUCAUAGUGAGUUUCGUAAUAGAUGCGAACUCUAGGAUCUAUUCUGCUACAUCGAAUUAAGAGGUUCACAUUGCACUGAUAAUUAUAAGAUUUGAAAAUUAUAAAGUUCAAAGUUGACAAAUAAGGUGAUAGUUCAUAUUGACAUUCUUAUUUUUGUGUGCUAUUUUGAAUUCUAUGGGUCUAUAUUUCUUAUAUAGUUUUUUUUUUUUUUUUUCUAAUUUAUUUGCUUCUCAUUAUUGUGAUAGAUUACAAACCUCGAAUGUAAGCUAAAGAUAAUAAAUCCAUGUGGAUAUGAAUCCUCAUUUUAUUCUGCAACAAAUUUAUGAAACAAUGUUCCAAGCUAAGGAAUAAAUUAUAUUAAGGUUUUGACUAACUUUUUUCAAAUAAUAAUUUGACAAUUUAAAUUGUUCAGAUUUUUCAAUUAUUCGAAUGUACAUCUAGUAUUAAAAGAGUAGUUUGUACAGUUGACACUACUUAUUUUGAAGUCAGUGUUUGUAAAAGGUUUCUGGCAAUAAAAUAGUCCAAUCUGUA
Melitaea cinxia (Glanville fritillary) is the source of this 1702-nucleotide messenger RNA. RefSeq names its product nucleolin-like. The coding region runs from base 145 to 498 and encodes 117 amino acids. The record is from RefSeq and is a predicted model, not a curated record. NCBI's taxonomy places the organism in Eukaryota, Metazoa, Arthropoda, Insecta, Lepidoptera, Nymphalidae. The transcript has 3 exons.